GGCCUGCUCCCCGGCCGGGGCCGAAAUCGACCUAGUGAGUCCCUCGCGGGCGAACCAGGACACAACAGAUAGUAGGCGGGUGGUGUCCCAAGGUGCAACUCACCGCCGCGCUGGCUCAGCGUGGCGGUGAGGAUGCACAGACGGUGGUAGUGGCGAGAGGUGUGUAUGGACACUGUUCCCGCGGCAGUAAUGCAAAGCGGCAAACUGCACCUGGCAACCACCGUCGCGGAAAGCGUGGCCCACGAAGCUGGAGGAGUAGAGAGAUUCGUAAACACCACGUCAGUAAGCACCGCUCGCGGGAGAAGGGAGACGACCGCGGGCACCGCGGGGAGGGAGUGCUGCACCCUCCUCGUCAAAACACCACAGGCAAGAACCGAGCUCUGCAGAGAUGGAUUGAUGCGAGGAAACUCGCCGCUCGGAAAAGACGGAAGAAAGCACACCCGCAACGCGAGGUGGACCGAGAGAGACACGAGACCGCAGCGGCCGUCAAGGC
Messenger RNA from Ectocarpus sp. CCAP 1310/34, 493 nucleotides. Lineage: Eukaryota; Phaeophyceae; Ectocarpales; Ectocarpaceae. The record is from the annotation of a GenBank genome assembly.